UGCAGCAGUAACUGCGUUGGAUCUCUCAUGGGAUUUUUGGGAGUCCUGCUGUUCCUCUACCCCAUGGUAUUGCAAGUUGCCCAUUAAAAGGGUGGAGUUCAUUUCUUUUGUUCCUGGGAGCUGAAUAGGAGAAAGGGACAUUUCAGGUUAACUUGAUAAAGGUCACCCAGCAGGGAAUGUUCUUGUUUUGUUUAAAGCACAGAAGUGACAAGAAGAUUUCUUGAACAUUGGGAAUUCUGCAGGUCUGCUUUCCAUCCACAAACUCUACCACUGAAGCUGAUGGGAACUGCAGGCAUUCAGCGCCUUUGAAAAUCAGGUCACUUUUUGCUUGCUGGCAGACUGGUCUGAGGAUCUGACAGAGGCGAAGCACAGGACUAUCAUUGAAAUAAGAAAAGAAAAAGAAACAGAAGAACACAGGCAAAUCAGAAUCACUACUCUCCUGCAGCAAUGGGUUGGCUGGAAGAAUCAAACUGGCAGCUUCACAUUUCCUUGAUCGUGCUACUUUCCAUGCACACCAAGGCCAAUGGUCUAGACAAACCCUAUUUGCGGAGUUCUGGACAGUUGAACUUGGAGAACAGAAAGGAAGAUGGUGAGAGUACGGCACCUGCUCCUCCCCAGAAGCCACUGCAGUGUCACUGCAAUCACCACUGUCCAGAGGACUCGGUCGACAGCACCUGCAGGACUGAUGGCUACUGUUUCACCAUGGUAGAAGAAGAUGAAUUUGGAGGACGUACAAUUGCUUCAGGAUGCCUAGGCUUAGAAGGCUCAGACUUCCAAUGCCGGGAUACACCCAUAAUACAUCACAGAAGAACUAUUGCAUGCUGCACAGACGAAGAUUUCUGUAAUGAAAACCUUCACCCUACGCUGCCACCACUAAAAAACAGAGAUUUUGUUGAAGGAAACAUUCACCAUAAGGCCUUGCUGAUCUCAGUGACCGUUUGCAGUAUACUCCUGGUACUUAUCAUCAUAUUCUGUUACUUCAGGCAUAAAAGGCAAGAAACCAGACCUCGUUACAGCAUUGGACUUGAACAGGAUGAGACUUACAUUCCUCCAGGGGAAUCCCUGAAAGACUUGAUUGAACAGUCUCAGAGCUCAGGAAGUGGGUCUGGGCUCCCUCUGCUGGUCCAAAGGACUAUAGCAAAGCAGAUUCAGAUGGUGAAACAGAUAGGUAAAGGUCGCUAUGGAGAAGUUUGGAUGGGAAAGUGGCGUGGAGAAAAGGUAGCUGUAAAAGUGUUCUUCACCACUGAGGAGGCCAGCUGGUUCAGAGAGACAGAAAUCUAUCAGACUGUCCUAAUGAGGCAUGAAAACAUUUUGGGGUUCAUUGCUGCGGACAUUAAAGGUACAGGGUCUUGGACCCAACUGUAUCUUAUCACAGACUACCAUGAGAAUGGCUCCCUGUAUGAUUAUCUGAAAUCCACUACCUUAGAUUCAAAAGCCAUGCUAAAACUGGCCUAUUCCUCUGUUAGUGGUUUGUGCCACUUGCACACUGAGAUCUUCAGUACUCAAGGCAAACCAGCUAUUGCCCACCGCGAUCUGAAAAGUAAGAACAUUCUAGUGAAAAAGAAUGGAACCUGCUGUAUAGCAGACCUGGGCUUGGCAGUUAAAUUUAUUAGUGAUACAAAUGAGGUGGACAUACCACCAAACACCCGGGUAGGAACAAAGCGCUAUAUGCCUCCUGAGGUGCUGGAUGAAAGCUUGAAUAGGAAUCACUUCCAGUCAUAUAUCAUGGCCGAUAUGUACAGUUUUGGACUUAUCCUUUGGGAGGUAGCAAGGAGAUGUGUGUCAGGAGGAAUAGUUGAAGAAUACCAGCUUCCAUAUCAUGAUCUUGUGCCCACUGACCCCUCCUAUGAGGACAUGCGGGAGAUUGUGUGCAUCAAGAAGCUCCGUCCCUCAUUCCCCAAUAGAUGGAGCAGUGAUGAGUGCCUAAGACAAAUGGGAAAACUCAUGACAGAGUGUUGGGCUCACAACCCUGCUUCUAGGCUCACAGCCCUGCGAGUAAAGAAAACACUUGCCAAAAUGUCAGAGUCACAGGACAUUAAACUUUGAUUCAACUCAACAAAUGAAAUGACUUUUCCUUGUGGUCAGAGGACAUGACAUGAAGAGGAAUCAGAAGGAAGCCCUCACCUUCACUAAUUUCAGAGCAACUGUAAAUUUUUUUUUUUUUUUAAGUAACAUCCUUUGAGGAGAGCAGCCUGAAGACUUGUUUGCAUGGGAAAAGGAAUAUACCAUUUCAGUAACUGGUUCAAGAUUAUUAUAUAUGUUGCUUUCUGUGAAAGCCCAUGAUUUUAUUUUUUGAUUGUCUAAAAGCUACUGCUUUAAAUUUUAUGAAAAUGAACCUUAUGGUUAGAAGUGAAGUAAAGCCCUAUAUUGUUACAUUUAAAGAAAAAUCAGAAGAAACUGUGCCUCAUUUACCAGAGAGACCACUGGUGAGUGAAUCUGCUGCAUAGGAGGGGAGGAAGAGAUUGUUGAAACUUAAGUCCUGAAAUCUGCAUGUGAAGUGAACUCAAGUUUGUUUUCCAAGGUGGGAAGAAUAAUAGCACAACCAACUUCUGUGAGGAAAAGUUGGAAGGUCAAGAUGUUGU
Trachemys scripta elegans is the source of this 2582-nucleotide messenger RNA. It is a transcript of the gene BMPR1B, whose product is annotated as bone morphogenetic protein receptor type 1B. The coding region runs from base 448 to 2046 and encodes 532 amino acids. The record is from RefSeq and is a predicted model, not a curated record. The transcript has 15 exons. Gene Ontology annotation, molecular function: transforming growth factor beta receptor activity, type I; ATP binding; SMAD binding. Lineage: Eukaryota; Metazoa; Chordata; Testudines; Emydidae. Gene Ontology annotation, biological process: cellular response to growth factor stimulus; BMP signaling pathway; dorsal/ventral pattern formation. Gene Ontology annotation, cellular component: signaling receptor complex; plasma membrane.